Messenger RNA from Phyllostomus hastatus (greater spear-nosed bat), 5755 nucleotides. RefSeq names its product DNA polymerase delta catalytic subunit. NCBI's taxonomy places the organism in Eukaryota, Metazoa, Chordata, Mammalia, Chiroptera, Phyllostomidae. The record is from RefSeq and is a predicted model, not a curated record. The transcript is spliced from 31 exons. Gene Ontology annotation, cellular component: nucleus; delta DNA polymerase complex. Gene Ontology annotation, molecular function: 3'-5'-DNA exonuclease activity; sequence-specific DNA binding; nucleotide binding. Gene Ontology annotation, biological process: cell differentiation; base-excision repair, gap-filling; DNA replication proofreading. The coding region runs from base 80 to 4066 and encodes 1328 amino acids.
CGCGGCUCUGGGCCUGCGCGUGCGGGAGUCAGGGGUCACGGCGGCGUAGUCUGUGGCGGGAAGCGCUGUUUGAAGCGGGAUGCAUGAAAAGCGGCGGCCGGGCCCGGGGCCCGGGGUGCCCCCGAAGCGGGCCCGUGGGGGUCCCUGGGAGGAGGAAGAGGCGCUCCGGCCAUCCCAGUUUGAGGAAGAGCUGGCGCUGAUGGAGGAGAUAGAGGCAGAGCGCCGACUGCAGGAGCAGGAGGAGGAGGAGCUGCAGCCAGCCCUGGAGCAGGCUGCGGACAGGCAGUUCUCUUUAGAGGCAGUAGAUUCCCGCUGGCUUCGGCCCACCCCACGCCCCCUGGACCCCGACACGGAACCCCUCAUCUUCCAGCAGUUGGAGAUUGACCAUUAUGUGGGCCCAGCCCGGCCCCUGCCUGGGGUGCCCUCACCGCCCCACAGCUCCGUGCCUGUGCUCCGUGCCUUUGGGGUCACUGACGAGGGUGUCUCCGUCUGCUGCCACAUCCACGGCUUUGCGCCCUAUUUCUACACCCCUGCGCCCCCUGGCUUUGGGCCCGAGCACCUGGAUGACUUCCAGCGGGAGCUGAAUGGGGCCAUCAGCCGGGACCAGCGCGCGGGGAAGGAGCUCAAGGGGCCUGCUGUGCUGGCUGUGGAGCUGUGCUCCCGGGAGAGCAUGUUUGGGUACCACGGGCACGGCCCCUCCCCGUUCCUGCGCAUCACCCUGGCCUUGCCCCGCCUUGUGGCCCCCGCCCGCCGCCUCCUGGAGCAGGGUGUCCGUGUGGCAGGCCUGGGCACCCCCAGCUUCGCACCCUACGAGGCCAACGUUGACUUUGAGAUCCGGUUCAUGGUGGACGCCGACAUCGUGGGCUGCAAUUGGCUGGAACUCCCUGCUGGGACAUAUGUCCUUAGGACAAAGGGGAAGGCCACCCAUUGUCAGCUGGAGGCAGAUGUGCUCUGGUCGAAAGUGGUCAGUCACCCACCAGAAGGGGAGUGGCAGCGAAUCGCGCCCCUGCGUGUGCUCAGCUUCGACAUCGAGUGUGCCGGCCGCAAAGGCAUCUUCCCUGAGCCCGAGCGGGACCCUGUGAUCCAGAUCUGCUCACUGGGCCUGCGCUGGGGAGAGUCGGAGCCCUUCCUGCGCCUGGCGCUCACGCUGCGCCCCUGCGCCCCCAUCCUGGGCGCCAAGGUGCAGAGCUACGAGCGGGAGGAAGAGCUGCUCCAGGCCUGGUCCACCUUCAUCUGCACCAUGGACCCCGACGUGAUCACUGGCUACAACAUCCAGAACUUUGACCUUCCGUACCUCAUCUCCCGGGCCCAGCACCUCAAGGUGGACACCUUCCCCUUCCUGGGCCGUGUGGCCAGCCUCCGUUCCACCAUCCGGGACUCCUCCUUCCAGUCGAAGCAGACCGGCCGGCGGGACAGCAAGGUGGUCAGCAUGGUGGGCCGUGUGCCCAUGGACAUGCUGCAGGUGCUGCUGCGGGAGUACAAGCUCCGCUCCUACACACUCAACGCCGUGAGCUUCCACUUCCUGGGCGAGCAGAAGGAGGAUGUGCAGCACAGCAUCAUUACCGACCUACAGAACGGGAACGACCAGACACGCCGCCGCCUGGCGGUGUACUGCCUCAAGGAUGCCUUCCUGCCCCUGCGGCUGCUGGAGCGGCUCAUGGUGCUGGUGAACGCCAUGGAGAUGGCACGCGUCACUGGCGUGCCCCUGGGCUACCUGCUCACCCGUGGCCAGCAGGUCAAGGUGGUGUCCCAGCUGCUGCGGCAGGCCAUGCGCGAGGGGCUGCUGAUGCCCGUGGUGAAGACAGAGGGUGGCGAGGACUAUACGGGAGCUACGGUCAUUGAGCCCCUCAAAGGGUACUACGACGUCCCCAUCACCACCCUGGACUUCUCCUCUCUGUACCCAUCCAUCAUGAUGGCCCACAACCUGUGCUACACCACGCUGCUGCGGCCCGGGGCCGCCCAGAAACUGGGCCUGACCGGGGACCAGUUCAUCAAGACGCCCACUGGGGAUGAGUUUGUGAAGACAUCGGUGCGGAAGGGGCUGCUGCCCCAGAUCCUGGAAAACCUGCUUAGCGCCCGGAAGAGGGCCAAGGCCGAGCUGGCCAAGGAGACAGACCCCCUGCGGCGGCAGGUCUUGGACGGGAGGCAGCUGGCACUGAAAGUGAGCGCCAACUCUGUGUACGGCUUCACUGGUGCCCAGGUGGGCAAGCUGCCAUGCCUGGAGAUCUCACAGAGCGUCACUGGGUUCGGGCGCCAGAUGAUCGAGAAAACAAAGCAGCUGGUGGAGUCCAAGUACACGCUGGAGAACGGCUACAGUGCCACUGCCAAGGUGGUGUACGGGGACACUGACUCUGUCAUGUGCCGGUUUGGCGUCUCCUCGGUGGCUGAGGCGAUGGCUCUGGGGCGAGAGGCUGCUGACUGGGUGUCGAGCCACUUCCCCCACCCCAUCCGGCUGGAGUUUGAGAAGGUCUACUUCCCCUACCUGCUCAUCAGCAAGAAGCGCUAUGCGGGUCUGCUCUUCUCUUCCCGGCCGGACACCCAUGACCGCAUGGAUUGCAAGGGCCUGGAGGCCGUGCGCAGGGACAACUGCCCCCUAGUGGCCAACCUUGUCACUGCCUCACUUCGCCGCCUGCUCAUUGACCGAGACCCCCAGGGCGCCGUGGCUCACGCACAGGACGUCAUCUCAGACCUGCUGUGCAACCGAAUCGACAUCUCACAGCUGGUCAUCACCAAGGAGCUGACCCGCGCGGCCGCCGACUAUGCGGGCAAGCAGGCCCAUGUGGAACUUGCCGAGAGGAUGAGGAAGCGGGACCCCGGGAGCGCACCCAGCCUGGGAGACCGGGUCCCCUAUGUGAUCAUCAGCGCCGCCAAGGGCGUGGCUGCCUACAUGAAGUCUGAGGACCCCCUAUUCGUGCUGGAGCACAGCCUGCCCAUCGACACGCAGUACUACUUGGAGCAGCAGCUCGCCAAGCCGCUGCUGCGCAUCUUCGAGCCCAUCCUGGGCGAGGGCCGGGCCGAGGCGGUCCUGCUACGGGGAGACCACACACGCUGUAAGACCGUGCUCACCAGCAAGGUGGGUGGCCUCCUGGCCUUCACCAAGCGCCAGAGCUGCUGCAUCGGCUGCCGCACAGUCCUCAGCCACCAAGGAGCCGUGUGCAAGUUCUGUAAGCCCCGGGAGUCGGAGCUCUACCAGAAGGAGGUGUCCCACCUGAACGCCCUGGAGGAGCGCUUCUCACGCCUCUGGACCCAGUGCCAGCGCUGCCAGGGUAGCCUGCACGAGGACGUCAUCUGCACCAGGCUCGAGGGGCCGCACCUCAGCUGUCUGUACCCAGAUGGAGUCUUCUACGACUUGGACAGCUGCAAGCACUCCAGCUACCCUGACUCAGAAGGGGGCCCUGACUCCCUGUGGGGCUGGACUGAGGCCCCGGCUGUCCCUGCCGCCUCCUAUGAAGUCUUCGACCCAGCUGUGGUCACCUUUGGCCACCCCCAGGAUGUCCAGCUCUGUUAUGGACCCUCCUCAACCUACACCCCUGUGGGGAGCCUCGAUCCAGCCACCAGCCUGGAGGCCCUGGGGCCCGGCUUCCCAGCAUACCCCACGGAGGAUUUUCCCGGCCAGACCCUGGGCCCCCCGGCCUACGCCCCAUACCCCAGCCCUGUGCUGUCGGAAGAGGAGGAUCUCCUGUUGGACAGUCCCGCCCUGGAGGUCUCAGACAGCGAGUCGGAUGAAGCCCUCGUGGCUGGCCCCGAGGGGAGGGGAUCUGAGGCAGGGGCCCGCAAAAAGCUGCGCCUGUACCAGUUCCUGCUGGGGCUGUUGACUCGCGGUGACAUGCGCGAGUGCGUGUGGUGGGUGGAGCCAGGUGCCGGGGUCUUCCAGUUCUCCUCCAAGCACAAGGAGCUCCUGGCGCGCCGCUGGGGCCAGCAGAAGGGCAACCGCAAGCGCAUGACCUACCAGAAGCUGGCCCGCGCCCUGCGCAACUACGCCAAGACCGGCGAGAUCCGCAAGGUCAAGCGCAAGCUCACCUACCAGUUUGACAUUGCGCUGCUGCCGGCCGCCCGCCGGGCCUGAGCCCCAUGGGGGCUCUCAGGCUCCACGUCGGUGUCACGUUGGUGUCCCUUCACCCUAGGUCAUAGGACCCGUGGAUCCCCCGCUCUGUGGGGGUAGGGGACUGCCAUAACCCCUAAGCCCUGCUCAGGGCCCCUCUGGGAUUCCCUUGUCAUGUCCAGGGUCCCCAGGAUCUUCAGGGCUUGGGUCGCAGGACCCACUGACGACUAUAGUAAGCGCCUAUGUGGAGUGGGGUGGGGUAGUGCUCCCAGAACCCCAAGAGCUUCUCUGGGAUCCCCUUGUGAUGUCUGAUGUCCCCCAGCCAGGCUAGGGGCCUCUCUGAGACCUCUUGUAUGUCUGUUAUCCCUCAGUCUCACGUCGGGGAGGGGGAGCCACAGGUUUUCACACCAGGAGGGGCCACUGCCUGCAACCGGAGGCCCUGCCCAGGGUCUCCGGGGCGCCUUAUCAUGUCUCAGAUCUCUGUGACUCUUGUCUGCUCUGUCCUCUCAAAUCUCUUGGUCAUCUUCGAGAUCCCCUAAUUUGUAUGGAACUGCUCUCCUACUUUUUUGGGUGUGUUUGGAAUUCUCCAACCACGUUUAGGGAAACUCUGGGUUCUUUCCGUCGUGCCUGAAAGCGAUGGUCAGGUCUGUGGUGGGUGGAGGAACCUCAUGGAACCCUGUCCUGCCUGUGCCACCUCUGGUACCCCCUCGUCUGCUUGAGAUUCUCCAGUCACAUCUGUGCCCUCACUCCGGGAUUUCCACCUGAUAUGCCCUUUUGGGGCCCCCACCAGCAGCCCCCAGUUGUCAUGGGAACCACCCUCUCUCUUGGGGAAUUCUCUAUAGGUCCAUGCUGGGGGUCAUUCUGGCCACUCAGCUGCUUCCUGGUGCUGAUAUUUUAAUAGAAGGAGCUGAUAUUUUAAUAGAAGGAGGUUUCCAUGAAAUCUUUACUUAAAACUUCAAACAACCCAGCGACCAGCUUUGCCGUGUGGAGACAGACUAGAUCAAGGCCGUGUGCCCCCUACUAAUGGGCCUCUGUCCUCCAGCCUGUCCUGGACCCCAAGGCUGUCAUGCCCUGGUGACUUCUUUCGGUUGCCUUGGCCCUGAACCAUUUGCAUUUUAACCCCUGGUGUGAACCCAGAUGGAGGUGAAGCCUGGUUGGACUGCGGUUGUUCUGAUUGGAGCCCCGCCCCCCCCCGCCCCCCUGCCCCUACACUGGCUUCCCACUCAGAGGCUGCAGUGGAGUCCAGAGUCCAGGUCCCUGAGCCUGGGUGGCUGGGGCACCCCAGGUCAAACGUUGUUUCUGGGCCUCUAUUGUCCCUUCUGUGAAAGGGGAGAGGAAAGCGAGGAAGAUGCUGCAAGUCCGUCCGUUGCAGCCCUGUGGACAGGCCUUUGAUACAUCUGAAAUCCCCCACACACACACUGCUGGCCAGGGGGAUGAGGAAGGAGAACCGAGGACCGGGAGAUGGAAGAGGUCCUCACAGGGGCACAAAGUGGCUGGUAGCAGAGCCCAGGCUGGGACCUGCCCUGGAGAGAAGGACAGCCCCCUUCCCUACCUGGGGGGAGGGGGUGCCAGCGUGGGUGGGAGGGGCGUGUGGGGGACAAAUUGUCCUCCCCAGGGUCUCCUCUUGCAAAUGAGCUACCUUUUGCAAAAACUAUCACUCCAAGUGUGGAAUGGAAUAAAAUAAAAUAAAAUAAAAUAAAACAAAUCAAGGUA